Blastomyces gilchristii SLH14081 is the source of this 264-nucleotide messenger RNA. RefSeq lists its product as uncharacterized. NCBI's taxonomy places the organism in Eukaryota, Fungi, Ascomycota, Eurotiomycetes, Onygenales, Ajellomycetaceae. The record is from RefSeq and is a predicted model, not a curated record. The coding region runs from base 1 to 264 and encodes 87 amino acids. The transcript has a single exon.
AUGCAGAUUCAACAGUAUGCAGUCUUCAAGCAUUUAUCAUUCUACCUGUUGUAUGAAUUGCAUCCGCGCAUCCCGGAGAAUGCUUCAGAAAAGAUGGGAGAGGGAACAGCAGUUGCGGACGCAGCAGAAACAGUGAUUGCAGAUGCAUUAGUUAUGAAUGCAGCAGAAACAGCAGUUGCAGACACAACAGUCACAGAUGCAGAACCAAGAUUGAAAGAGAUCAGUCACACACAUGCAAAAGCUAACAAGUUACUCCUGAACUGA